Selaginella moellendorffii is the source of this 1384-nucleotide messenger RNA. RefSeq names its product GATA transcription factor 17. The transcript is spliced from 6 exons. Gene Ontology annotation, molecular function: sequence-specific DNA binding; zinc ion binding; protein binding. The record is from RefSeq and is a predicted model, not a curated record. Gene Ontology annotation, biological process: regulation of DNA-templated transcription. Bases 57 to 950 code for a protein of 297 amino acids. NCBI's taxonomy places the organism in Eukaryota, Viridiplantae, Streptophyta, Lycopodiopsida, Selaginellales, Selaginellaceae.
GAGCCUGUUUUUAGGGCAGGGUGUGGAGUGAACGGUGAAGAUCUGUGAGGGGCGCGAUGGAUCAUCUGCAUGAGCAUCAACGCUCCACAAUCGAUCGUCACCAUGAAUUUGAAAACCAGGGAUUUGUAGAAGAGGAAGAGGAGGCGGGCGCCAAGGGCGCGGGAGAGGGCGGCGAGGGCGCGCAUGGAUUCCAGGAGGAGGAAGACGAUGGCGCUGGCGAUGGCGCUGGCGAUGGCGAUGGCGCCAUGGUGGAUCUCGAGGAGGAGGAGCCCGUCAUGGAUGAGGAGCAUGCAGGAGGGAGCCAGCUUACUCUCUCGUACCAGGGCGAGGUCUAUCUCUUCGAGAACGUCCCCGUGGAAAAGGUCCAUGACGUUUUGACGGUUCUGGGUGGACAGGAGAUCCAAUCCUUCACCAAUGUACCUAGUUAUCUCGCAUAUCCUAAGAAUCAAAGCUUGCUGGAACCACCCGGGCCUGGGCAGCGAUUAAAUCCGAGGGACAGAGAAGAAUACAUCCGCAGGUACCGUGAGAAGCGAGAGAGGCGGAUAUGGGGGAAGAGAAUUCUCUACUCGGUGAGAAGCAAUGUAGCCGUGAAGAUGAACCGGCACAAAGGCCAGUUUGCUCCCUUCAAGGUCAAAGAGGAAGAGUCCGAGGAGAAGCCGGCAACUUCGACUCCGGCAGUAGAGACUGUUUGCCAGGGCUGUGGAUGUGCAUCUGGAACAACACCGAUGAUGCGAAAAGGUCCAGCCGGACCAAAGACGCUGUGUAAUGCCUGCGGUCUUAUGUGGGCAAAUAAGGGUGUCCUGAAAAGCUCGCAAGUUCGGGAACAAAAGACACCACAGCAGCCACUGCAACACCAACAGCACCAACAACAACAGGAUGAUCUGGUGCCGUGCCAAAACUCAUCACCCAAGGUACCCAGGGGCACCAAGAGAAAGACACGAGCAACAUAACUUUCCUCUCCUCCGAUUUCGAAUUUUUUGGUUUCGAGAAUACACACAUAAAAACGGGACACGAAUUACUUGCUCACACUUGUACGUACGUUCUCCUCGUCUCUCUUUCUUACUUGGUGCGUGUUUGAUCCUGGAAGGAUUGAAUCAACGUCCAGAGAAUUCCAGCAGCUUCUUGACGUGUCGUCUCGAUCCCGGUCACGUGAACACCCGGCGCAUUAGCACGUCACAGUGCGAAGAUCAUCGCCAAAGUGCUUACAACUCCGAGUUGAUCCCAAAGUCACCGCCGCUUCCCAGCGAGGCACGUAACACCAGGCGCUGUCAAGAAAAAACUUCUCUCACUCGAGAGAGAGAGAGAAAGAGAGAGAGGAGAUCCAAGUUUGCGGCUCUAAACCAACUUCUACACGCCAUUUUAACGCGAGAAACACACAAGACAA